Closterium sp. Naga37s-1 is the source of this 1200-nucleotide messenger RNA. NCBI's taxonomy places the organism in Eukaryota, Viridiplantae, Streptophyta, Zygnematophyceae, Desmidiales, Closteriaceae. The record is from the annotation of a GenBank genome assembly.
AUGGUGGACGGUACGAAACUUCCUAUCCACGGCGAAGCAUCACUGCAGCUGCAUAUAGGUGCGUUGAGGUGGAAGCCGAAGCUACCAGUCACCAACAUCAAAGGGUUAGAUUUUAUCUUGGGGCGAGAUUUUCUGAAGCGGUUCAACCCCGAGAUCGAUUGGAUCAAUAGCAAGGUGUGCAUCUACAACAACGGGAAGCGGAUAGCACUACGAAGCUGGACGGAUACAGGGGACGUACCUGAGACGACACUGGCACGGUUCGAACAGACAGUGAACGAGAGUAACACGGGUUACCUAGCACUGGUCAUGGCAGCAGCAGAGGAGGAGAAGCCGAGUUCCGAGCUCCCUGCAGCAGUGAAGGAGGUCUUGGAGCAGUACAAAGAUAUAAUGCCCGACGACCUACCUGCAGGCGUACCUCCAGCACGCACCCACGAGCAUGAGAUCGUGGAGGAACCAGGUGCAAAACCCGUCUCACGUGCACCAUACCGACUGAGUCCGACCGAACUAACAGACAUGAAGAAACAGAUAGAGUAUCUACUGGACAGACAACUGAUCCGCCCAUCCACCUCUCCCUACGGUGCACCAGUUCUCUUCACUCCAAAACCAGACGGCAGCUUACGGAUGUGCAUCGACUACCGCGCACUGAACAAACAGACAGUUAAAAACAAAUACCCCAUACCGCGCAUCGACGACUUACUGGACCAACUGCGUGGUGCAACAGUCUUCUCGAAGCUGGACCUACGGUCGGGUUACUGGCAGAUCAAGAUGGCGAACAACUCGAUCCACAAGACGGCGUUCCGUACUCGAUACGGCUCCUACGAAUACUUGGUGAUGCCGUUCGGACUCUGCAACGCACCAGCAACGUUCCAGGCGGAAAUGAACCAUAUUCUACGGCCCCUGCUGGACGAGUGCGUAGUGGUGUACCUGGACGAUAUCCUCAUCUACUCCAAGAAUAUGAAGGAGCACGUGGAGCAUCUGCGGAAGGUGUUCGAGAUCCUGCGGAAAAACAAGUUCUACGUGAAGCUGUCGAAGAGCGACUUUGCCCUGAAGAAGGUGCAGUUUCUCGGGCACAUGGUGAGUGCCGAGGGCGUACACCUGGACCCGCGGAAGAUCAAAGCCGUCAAGAAGUGGAAAGUUCCGGAGAACGUGAAGGAGUUGCAGCAGUUCCUAGGAUUCGCCAACUACUACAACAGACGCUAG